Pelecanus crispus (Dalmatian pelican) is the source of this 1107-nucleotide messenger RNA. Lineage: Eukaryota; Metazoa; Chordata; Aves; Pelecaniformes; Pelecanidae. The record is from RefSeq and is a predicted model, not a curated record.
AAUGCAUGCAUCUGGCAGUUGUGGCAUGUGGGGACCGGCUGGAAGAGACGCUAAUCAUGCUGAAAUCAGCAGUUCUCUUUAGCAACAGGAGGCUCUGUUUUCACAUUUUUGCUGAGGAUUCCCUUAAGCCUGAAUUUGAGAAGACGUUAAAGCAAUGGCCUUCCUCAUAUACAAAGAAGUUUGAAUACAACAUUUACCCAAUAACCUUCUCAGUAGGAAAUGCUCAGGAAUGGAAAAAGUUAUUCAAACCAUGUGCUGCCCAGCGCCUUUUUCUUCCGGUUAUUUUAAAGGACGUGGAUUCUCUCCUUUAUGUGGACACAGAUGUUCUCUUCCUGAGGCCCAUCGAUGACAUCUGGCACAUCCUGAAAGAGUUCAACUCAACACAGCUAGCUGCUAUGGCCCCAGAACACGAAAUACCAAAGAUUGGCUGGUAUAGUCGAUUUGCGCGUCACCCUUAUUAUGGGACAACUGGAGUCAAUUCUGGGGUGAUGCUAAUGAAUUUAACACGGAUACGCAACACUCAGUUCAAGAACAGCAUGAUACCAAGUGGUUUGACUUGGGAGGAAAUGCUAUAUCCGUUAUACCAAAAGUACAAAAAUUACAUUACAUGGGGAGACCAGGAUUUACUAAAUAUAAUUUUUUACUUUAACCCAGAGUGCCUCUAUGUGUUUCCAUGUCAGUGGAACUACCGGCCUGACCACUGUAUGUACGGGAGCAACUGUAAAGGUGCAGAAGAAGAAGGUGUCUCUAUUCUGCAUGGAAAUAGAGGUGUCUACCAUGACGACAAACAGCCUACAUUCAAGGCACUCUAUGAAGUGAUACGUGAUUUUCCAUUUGAAGACAAUCUCUUCCAGUCUUUGUACUACCCUCUGCAGUCUAAGUUUCUGGAUACAGUGCACACUUUAUGUGGGAGAAUUCCACAAGUAUUUUUGAAGCAAAUUGAGAAAACUAUGAAGAAGGUGUAUGAAAAUCGUGUCAUUGUCUACUUGGGAGCCAACCACAGAUACUAAAUGUAGCUAUAUUUUUAUGCAGAGUUUUUCGUUCUUGCACCCCCAUCUCAUGAAGCAUAUAAAUGAAGAAUAUGACCUCUUUUACUGAACCUCGGAC